Enhydra lutris kenyoni (northern sea otter) is the source of this 4290-nucleotide messenger RNA. Its product is annotated as family with sequence similarity 193 member B. The record is from RefSeq and is a predicted model, not a curated record. Gene Ontology annotation, cellular component: cytoplasm; nucleus. The transcript has 11 exons. Lineage: Eukaryota; Metazoa; Chordata; Mammalia; Carnivora; Mustelidae. The coding region runs from base 1631 to 3901 and encodes 756 amino acids.
UCCCGUGGAACCGGACCGCGACGGCCCCAGGGAGGAGGACGAGCCCAAGUUGGCGCCCGGACCGCAGGUAGGAGCGAGCUAGGGGAGUCCGGCUGCUCCGGCACUUUCACCUCCCGGGAGCGGGGCCGGGGUGAGCUUGGGGAUGGACCAUCCUCCACUGGCUGGGGCUGAGGCUAUCUCCCCUGAGGCGGGAGUGGAGGCUGGACCCUUCUCCAAGCCGAAGCGUGGUCCGUCCUGUCCUGUGACCAGGGCUGCCUGCCCUCUCCCGCCGCCUCCGGGCUGGAGCAAGGGCUUAAACCUUCGGGUCGUAUAUCCACACUGGGACUGGGCUCUGCUCCUGAGGCCACAGCUCAGCUCUCUGCCCUUCACCUCCCCCUGGGCCCACCUGCUCCCCCAUCUACCCACAGACUGGGGCGCUGUGCCCUGGAAGGCUGCAGCCUCUUCCCUCUCCCCACCCCGGGAGCGGCCCCACCCUUUCCCCUCACUGCCUGCAGCCACUGCCCCCUGAGCAGCUGUGUGCCCCCAGCAUAUGUCUCCAGUGGCCUCCCGCUUCUCCCUGCCCAGCCGAGCAGUUGGAGCAGCCAGCCAGGCCGCCCAGAAGACUAUUUGGUGGGGCUCCUGCGCUGAAGCAUAAACUAGCAAAGCCUGCCCUUUCUUCCCUCUCUACCUCUGACCCCACAAGGUGGCCUACCCCAACCCUCAGAUCCCCGGCUUUGGUGAAUCCUGCUAAAAGUGAGCAGUAGCAGGACUCAGCAAAGCUUCCAGCUUGCCACCUGGAAGAAGGUCACUUUCUUUUGAGCAAAGGAGAUAAUGGGAGGUACCCUGCCAGUGUUCCUGAGAGCCCGGGGUGGCACGAGCCACAGUUGCUCUGGGAGGGUUGUGGCACCUGGGGCUGGGUGGCUCGCCCUAAGCUUGCUCUGACGAAAGAGUUUUGAGUUGGUCUUUUGGCUGAGCCUGCCAAGGAAGGCAGGCUCCUGCAGGAGUCUUGGAGGGUCGGAUGCAGCGCCGGAUGAGGAUGAGGCGUGGCGGAAGAUGCGUUUGGCUCUGCAGACACUGCAUCGGGCAGCAGGGGACUCUGGGAGGCUGGUGCAGCCAGAAGGCAUGGCUCUUGACAGCCUUCUAGUAGAAUCUCUGGAAUUGUGCAUGUUCCCCCCACCUCCACCCAGUCUGUGCAGACUUGCUGCCUGCUAUGUCAUCGGGAACGCAAAGGCUGGGAAGAAGGCCCUUCCCAAAACGGACUGGUGUUGCAGGGUGAGAAGCUGCCCCCUGACUUCAUGCCAAAGCUUGUCAAGAAUCUCCUAGGCGAGAUGCCUCUGUGGGUCUGCCAGAGUUGCCGAAAGAGCAUGGAGGAAGAUGAAAGGCAGACAGGUCGAGAGCAUGCAGUGGCGGUGGCUCUCCUCCAGCAGCCCCUGCACCCAGGCCCUGAGGGGCUGCUGGGCCGUUUCCAGACAGCAGUAGCAGCUUGGGUUCACAGUCGGGGCAAGAACGGAGAGGCUGCAGGCAGCCCCCUUGGCCCUGAGGGAGCUUUUGUGGUGUGAGGGCCUGCUUGUAGGUACUGUCAAUGGAGAUUCUGCCCCUUCUGUGUCACCAUGCUGCCUUCAGCCCUCUGACAGCUUGAAAGCCCACCAGUAUGACAAGGAUGGCAAAGAUCUCCUUGUCACACACAUCCUGCAAAUCACAGUCUUGUGGGGGUGACUCUCAUUCCUCUUCGUCCUCCUCUUCAUCGUCCUCGUCCUCCUCCUCCUGCCAUGGGAACUCAGGGGACUGGGAUCCCAGCUCCUUCCUGUCAGCACAUAAGCUCUCGGGCCUCUGGAACUCUCCGCACUCCAGUGGGGCCAUGCCGGGUAGCUCACUCGGGAGUCCUUCUACCAUCCCUGGUGAGGUUUUCUCUAUCUCGGAGCACCACCGGCACUCAGACCUCACUGCUCCACCUAACAGCCCCACCGGCCACCACCCCCAGCCAGCAUCGCUGAUCCCAUCUCACCCCGGAUCCUUCGGCUCACCACCCCACCCACACCUGCUGCCUGCUACCCCGGCAGCACCUUUCCCUGCCCAGGCUUCAGAAUGCCCUGUUGCCGCUGCUGCCGCCCCCCACACCCCAGGGGCAUGUCAGACCCCCCACCUGCCCUCCACCAGCAUGCCGCUCCUGAAGAUGCCUCCACCAUUCUCGGGGUGCAGCCACCCCUGUAGUGGGCACUGCAGCGGGCACUGCAGCGGGCCUCUCCUCCCACCUCCCAGCUCUCAGCAGCUCCCUAGCACUCACAGCAGGGACCCUGGGUGCAAGGGACACAAGUUUACACACAGUGGUCUGGCCUGCCAGCUGCCCCAGCCCUGCGAAGCAGAUGAGGGCCUGGGUGAGGAAGAGGACAGCAGCUCAGAGCGCAGCUCCUGCACCUCAUCCUCCACUCACCAGAGAGAUGGAAAGUUCUGUGACUGCUGCUACUGUGAGUUCUUCGGCCACAAUGCGCCACCCGCUGCCCCGACGAGUCGGAAUUAUACAGAGAUCCGAGAGAAGCUCCGCUCGAGGCUGACCAGGCGGAAAGAGGAGCUGCCCGUGAAGGGGGGCGCCCUGGGCGGGAUCCCUGGGGAGCCCGCCGUGGACCACCGAGAUGUGGAUGAGCUGCUGGAAUUCAUCAACAGCACGGAGCCCAAAGCCCCCAACAGCGCCAGGGCCGCCAAGCGGGCCCGGCACAAGCUGAAAAAGAAGGAAAAGGAAAAGGCCCACUUGGCAGCAGAAGCUCUAAAGCAGGUGAAUCGUAGUGUUUCUGGAAGCCAGGAGCCAAGGCCUGCCAGGGAGAGGCUCUUGGAGUGGCCCGACCGGGAGCUGGAUCGGGUCAACAGCUUCCUGAGCAGCCGUCUACAAGAGAUCAAGAACACUGUCAAGGACUCUAUCCGUGCCAGCUUCAGUGUGUGUGAGCUCAAUAUGGACAGCAAUGGAUUCUCUAAGGAGGGGGCUGCUGAGCCAGAGCCCCAGAGCCUAUCCCCCUCAAACCUCAAUGGCUCCUCAGAGCAACGGCCUGAUAUUAACCUUGACCUAUCCCCUUUGACUUUGGGGUCAUCUCAGAACCACACGUUACGAGUUCCAGGUGAGCCGGCCCCACCAUGGACAGAAAUGAGAGGCUCUCACCCACCAUGGACAGAGGUGAGGGGGCCCCCUCCCGGUAUCAUCCCUGAGAAUGGGCUAGUGAGGAGACUCAACGCUGUGCCCAACCUUUCCCGGGUGAUCUGGGUCAAGACACCCAAGCCAGGCAACCCUAGCCCUGAGGAGCCAAGCCCAAAGGAGGUUCCCAGUUACAAGCAGGAGCUGCCCGAGCCUGUGGCCUCAAGUGGGAAGCCUCGGAAGGGCAAGAGACAGGGCAGUCAGGCCAAGAAGAAUGAGGCAAGCCCAGCCCCCCGGUCCCCAGCCAGCCUAGAGGCUCCCAGUGCCAAGGGCCAGACCCCCAGCUCCAAGCAGCCAGGCAAGGCCCCGGAGCUUCCCAAAGUGGGCAGCUGUGCCGAGGCUGGAGAGGGGAGCCGGGGAAGCCAACUGGGACCAGGCUGGGCUGGUAGCCCCAAAGCCGACGAGAAGGGCAGCUCCUGGCGGAACUGGCCAGGUGAGGCCAAAACACGGCCUCUGGAGCAGGAGUCUGUGCAGCCCCCAGGCCCAGCAAGGCCACAGAGCUUGCCACAGGGCAAGGGCCGCAGCCGCCGGAGCCGCAACAAACAGGAGAAGACGGCCGCCUCCUUGGACGAUGUGUUCCUGCCCAAGGACAUGGAUGGGGUGGAGAUGGAUGAGACUGACCGGGAGGUGGAGUACUUCAAGAGGUUCUGUUUAGAUUCUGCAAAGCAAACUCGUCAGAAAGUUGCUGUGAACUGGACCAACUUCAGCCUCAAGAAAACCACUCCCAGCACAGCUCAGUGAGCCCCCUGCCGGGUCGAGCUGCUUCAGGGUGUCCUGAGACCCCCCAACUGCCAGCUGAAGGUCUACAGUUUCUUCCUCCACAUCCUUACCCACCUGCCCAAGAUCCUCCCUGCUCCUCACCGUCCUGGACCAACCAAAAGUUGAAUGGAUGCUGUGCCGUGCUGGGGCCCCUCAAGACCUCCGCAGAGCCGCUUCCUGGUGCUACGCAGCCCCCUCACUCAGAGCCUGGGGGCUGGACUGGCCUGUGGGCCGGGGGCUGAUGGUACUGCUGGCCCAACACUGCUCUCUUUGUGUUUGGUUUUGUUUUUGUUCUUGUUUUUCAAUUCUUUACUUUUGAUACUGUGAAGAUCUUUCCUGCCGAAAGAUAAAGCAACAUUUGGACACAGUCA